UGCUCACAAGCCCAGGAUGGAAUAGGAGCUCAGGAUGGCUGUGUCAAGCUCAGUGCUCCAGACUUACUUUUUUAUUCUUCUUCCUGCCAUUGCUGCAGAGAGUGGCUCUGGGGAACCAUUUGGCUGGGAAAUCUGUGCAGAUGGGGAACCGGAUACCACCUUCAAGUGUUUCAUUCGGCUUGCAGACCAGCUGGAUGGUGAUAUUAUCCUAAUUUGCCACAUCUCAGGAAUGGAGAUGUACUUAAAUGAAACUCCCAUGUAUUUCACUUUACGUUACGAUGACAAUGAGCAUGCAUGCUCAGCGGAAAACCAGCUGGAAUAUAAAUGUUCUCUCAGGGAUGAUCUCAUCUAUCAUUCUGUUGAAGCCUGCCUGAUAAUACAAACAGAACAGCAAUGUAGACACUGCCAGAAACUGAAUCUCAUUGAAAUCAUUAAGCCUGAUGCACCAUUUGACUUAAAUAUCACAUACCAAGAAAAGGAAGGUGCUUAUCUGGUUCAAUUCUCCAUUCCACCCUCAUCACAAGGAUAUCUAAAAGAUUCCUUAAUAUACGAAAUGGCCUACUGGACUGAAAACGCCAACUGGACCAUGAGUAGCAAAACCAAAUUAUUUCAACGUGUUCCAUUAACACUUCUGAGAAGGGAAUUUCAACCAAGCACAAAGUAUGAACUAAAAGUUCGGUCCAAGCCCAAUGACAGUUUUUUCAAAGGCUUGUGGAGUGAAUGGAGCUCUUCUGCCUACAUCCAGACUGCACAGAGAAUGCCAGAGGAAAUAAAUAAUAAAAUAAUCCUGAUGACAACAUCCUUCGUGGCCUUCUUUGUACUGCUCGUCCUGAUUUCUCUGAUCCCAAUAUUUUGGAAAAGCAGGAUCAAACCCUUUGUGUGGCCAGCCAUCCCUAACCAUGAGAAAACUUUGGAUAAACUCUGCAACAAAUUGAGAAAGAAUUCUGAGAUAAGCUUCUUCAAUCCUGAGAGUUUUGGGUACGCUCACAUCCACAAGGUAGACAGCAUUCAAGCCAAGUCAGAAAUGAAGCAUUUUCAACAGUUGCUGCUUCCUAUGGAUGUUCCAGAGACAGCUGGGAACAGACUGGAACUAACAACCCACCUGAGUCACAUCAAUCAUGGCUGGCUGAAGCUGUCUCUGGCAUAUGAAGGGAUGUGGCCGGCUGAGCUGCUAAACAGGCAUUUGGGCAGAAGUUGCUGUAUCAGCAGUGAUGAGUUCAUCAAAGCCAACCUGCAUAAUGAGAGCGGUGUGGGUGGUCAACACGGUUGUAACGAUGCUCACAGUCCCCAUUCAAGUGCAUUGCUGGAUCCCACCAUCUUGCCUGGAUUAGAAUCCUGUCAACCAGUUUACACCAACAGUCAAGUUAAGGUAGCAAGCAAAGAGGAAGCCUAUGUCACUAUGGCAAGCUUUUUUGAAAGCAAGGGAAACCCAGGAAACCAAAUAUAAACAAGCGUCACUCUGUAGAGUUAACAGUGAGGACACAUGG
Molecule: messenger RNA, 1487 nt
Organism: Heteronotia binoei (common prickly gecko)
Lineage: Eukaryota; Metazoa; Chordata; Lepidosauria; Squamata; Gekkonidae
Gene: IL7R
Product: interleukin 7 receptor
Exons: 8
Coding region: 35-1447 (470 amino acids)
Biological process (GO): positive regulation of receptor signaling pathway via JAK-STAT; hemopoiesis; cytokine-mediated signaling pathway
Cellular component (GO): external side of plasma membrane
Molecular function (GO): protein binding; cytokine receptor activity
Source: RefSeq, a predicted model, not a curated record